Harpegnathos saltator (Jerdon's jumping ant) is the source of this 2821-nucleotide messenger RNA. Its product is annotated as zinc finger protein 92. The transcript has 5 exons. Gene Ontology annotation, molecular function: RNA polymerase II cis-regulatory region sequence-specific DNA binding; DNA-binding transcription activator activity, RNA polymerase II-specific. The record is from RefSeq and is a predicted model, not a curated record. Gene Ontology annotation, biological process: regulation of transcription by RNA polymerase II. Gene Ontology annotation, cellular component: nucleus. NCBI's taxonomy places the organism in Eukaryota, Metazoa, Arthropoda, Insecta, Hymenoptera, Formicidae. Bases 203 to 2470 code for a protein of 755 amino acids.
ACGAAACGUUCUUUAGGUUAUGCGUCGUGCGAUUACUUUACAGAUGCCUCGAGGCAUUCGCUCGAUUUCAUUAACGUUUGACUUAAACCCCCCGAAAAAUUCACAGACUGGAUGUGACAUUUUCUCUCACCUGUAAUAUGAGAAUCAUAUUUUCGCACAAGUAUUUCGAGUUUUGUCAAUUGUCAAAACUGCAUGAUCGGAAAUGAUGACGCUACGUUUGUUUGACUGUCAGGACUAUCCAACUCUGGAUGCUAUGCCAAACAUGUAUGCAGAGAAUAGUGAAAUAGAGAAUUAUGAUUAUUUGCGAGAGUGCAUCGGUCAUUUGGAAAGUAAGGAUCCUGGUGUCAACUUUUCCGUUACUUCCACUAGCACUUCAGAUAUUGGCUUACAAGGAAACAGCUUGGAUGACGUUAACUUGAGCAACAUUGACUUUAAUUUUAUAAAAAUUGAAAACUUACUCUUACAAAAUGUUGAAGAGUCCGAACAUGGUACAAAGAACAAAGAGGUGAAGCAAGAAAAGUCAAUGGAUAUCAAUAUUUCAGACUCUAUAGAGAAUUUUGACACAGUGAGUCUAGGUUACAACGCUUUCUCAAAUUUCUCUGAUAACUCCAUUAAACAGUCAGAUGAUCUAUCGACAGUUAUCAAUAACAAUGAAUGUUAUACUUUUAAUAAGGACUUAACAGCUCAGUGUACAGAUAUAAAGCAAACAACAGAGUUUUAUAACUGUUCCAUCAAACCUCUUACAAAAGAUAAUAAUGAGCAGUCGGAUGUAGAUGAACAAGUACAAACAUGCGAGCAGUGUCUAAUGACAUUCAGAUACAAGAGGCACCUAGAUCGUCACUUGGAAGGUCAUAAGAAGAACAAUUGCCCUCAUUGCAAUGACAAAUUUGCCAGACGGAAACAUCUGGAGGUUCACUUGUUUCGUGCACAUGGAGAAAGAAUUAUCAAACAUCCGUAUCUAUGUGACGUAUGUCCAAAAAGCUUCCCAAAACGCGCCCUUUUAAACCACCACAGAGCUAAGCAUAAUUAUCAAAGCGGCAGAGUAUGUUCAGAAUGUGGAGAUAUGAUAAAAUCAGACACAGAUAAAAAGGAACACGAGGAGAACCAUUGUAAGAAGAAACAGUUCAAAUGUGAACAGUGUUCGCAAACAUUUAGUAUCGAGCAGACGUAUUUAUCCCAUAUGCAGAAUCACAAUAAUCACAAGUGUCCCAACUGUGAGGUAAGUUUUGCGUCCAAGAAGAAAGCUCACGAACACUUCAAGGCGGUUCACACCUCGAAGUCGAGCGAGUCUGAAACGAUAAAUAACGAUCCGCAUUAUUGUGCCAGCUGCAGGCACAAGUUCGUCAAGAAGGAUGACUAUUUUCGGCAUCUGGAGUCGGCGUUGCACCUCAACAAAGUUAACAGGGAUGCACCUAUAAAGGCUAUAUUCUCGUGUACGAUCUGCUCGAAGAAAUUAUUUACGCAACGGGCCUUAGAUCAACACAUCAGACGCAUACACAAGGGCGAGAAGCGAUUUGCCUGCGACAUAUACGGGUGUACGUUCCAAUGUGCUAGACGAACCGAUCUGGAUAGACAUAAGCACCUGCACGUGGAGGAGAGGAACGUUGUGUGCGAGCACUGUGGCAAAACGUUUACCAGCGUCAGCAUCCUCAAGGACCACGUGCUCUACAUCCACAGCAAAGAGCGGCAAUUCAUAUGCGAGGAGUGCGGCAAGGCGUUCAAGAGGAACAGUUUGCUUAAGAGGCACAAAUUGUCGCACGCGCAGCACCGGCCGUUCGUUUGUAUGCAGUGUAGCACUGCGUUUAAACGUUCGCACCAUCUCACUCGUCACAUGGAGGCCUGUCACAGAAUUACACUGGAAAAGAAGAAGAAGGUGAUGAAGCUUAUGAAAACGGAAGAUGGUAAUCUUGUGCCAGUGCCGGAAAAACCAAAACGAUCGAAGUCUAGUAAGCUAAAAACCAAGAAAGAACGUAAACCGGCCAUGAAGCAAAAGGAAAAAGAUCAAUCGAUUAUGAAUAUUAAUGAACAAAUUGCGAGUGUUGAAUUACAACCGCAGAAUCAGCCUUCGUCGACGAACUCGGAGGAAAACGCUGAAUGUCCAAAUUUGUCAUUAGAACUUACAAGUUUGCCUGUAAUCGAUUCUACUCCACAAGUUCUUUCGCUAGUAGAUAUUAACACAGGACAAAUGUUGACUGUACAAGUCACUAACCCGGAAUUAUUAUCAAACAACGAGCUUGUUGAUCAGUUUGAAACUAAUUGCAACGAGAUGUUGAAUUUACCUGAUUAUCAAGAUAUAGAAUUUCAAAGUAGUCUUUUAAACGCGGAUCAAGCGUGCUAUGACAGUACGAGUUAUUCGGAGGUUUCUUUAGAAAAUAUCGAGGAUUCGGUCCCGCUUAUGAAUAACAAUUGUAAAAUAGAAGAGAUCGAGAGAUAUUUGAUACGUGAAUUCUCGCCAUUUUAUAAUCUCUAGACUUGCGAGACGAAAUAGUAGUGUAUGUAUACAGUUAUGUUUGCUCAAGUUUCGAGUCUGUUGUAGUUUUAUUCGAAUGCAAAAUCUAGACACUGUUAUUUUGUUGAUAAAGAAUGUUAAAGGAAUUUUAUAAUGUAUACAUACAUAUUUCUGUAUUUAUUUUAUAUCGCGAAAUACAAUCUAGCACUUGAUUUUAUUUCUUAAAGAUGAACGAAUAUGUAUUUUUAAUAUCAUGCAUAUUUUUCGUAUGAGACAAAUUUCACUACCUCGUAAAAUAAGUGAGCAUUUGAAUCGCACUCUUAAAAAUGUCGGCACGUUGCAUAUGUACAUAUGUAGAAAAAUAUAACAAAU